Phalaenopsis equestris is the source of this 2011-nucleotide messenger RNA. RefSeq lists its product as uncharacterized. The record is from RefSeq and is a predicted model, not a curated record. NCBI's taxonomy places the organism in Eukaryota, Viridiplantae, Streptophyta, Magnoliopsida, Asparagales, Orchidaceae. The coding region runs from base 30 to 437 and encodes 135 amino acids. The transcript is spliced from 2 exons.
UUUGAGGACUGUAUUCGAGGUUUUAGGUGAUGCUCCGGCUGUAUCCCUCUUUUGAGCUGCCCAGAACAAUUGUUGAUGCUACUGUUCCCGCAAUUUCGGCAUUACAACCCACAUUUCCUGUGAUUCUAGUGUUCCCGCUUGCUGCCAUCGCUGUUUCAGCCAUCAUUAAUCCUCUUCCUUUCCCACUAGUUGUUGUCCCAGUCAUCUCGGGCCACGUCCCACCUAACAGCUGUCCUAGUCCUUCUACACCACAUCCCUGCCAAAUAUGCGUUGUUACAACCCUCCCUCGGGAACCCAAAUUUCACCUUGUUGCCGCUCUGGAAAGCAAGGAUCUUCUGUUCCGUUCUCAUAUCCGCCCGCUUGUUUUGUGCUCCCGCCUUACCGCCACCUUUGAAGCCCCAGUCGAUCCCCUCCACCAUCCCGAGAUCAUACCGUAGCUUAAUUAUUUGUGUCGUGGUUGUUGCUAUUUUUGAUUUGCAGGUAUAGUAUUGUAUUUUUCAUUUCAAGUGCGUUGAUUGUAAUCAUCUAUAUGUUUUCGAUAAUAAUAUUUAUUUUUUCUAUUGUAAUUUGGGUUAACUCUGGAUGCUUACCGAGUUGUUGCUGCUGACGAAUAACCGUAUAUUUGCCGAAAAAUGCAAUUCACUACCCAGUAUGUAGGAGUGAAGAUUAAGGAGCAAUAUCAUUAGAACUUUCGGCUAUUUCAUAAGACGUUUGGAGGUGGACUUAGAGAAGUUUUGAUAAUCGAAAAAUUCGUUCUUUUGAGGAGCAAAAUCAUUUUGAGAAAUGGCAAGUUGAUUGACGAGUAGAGAGGAGGUUGCCACCUCCUUUUUGCCAUGCAGUAAUUGUGACUCCGUUGAGGGGUCUCAGCAAUUGAGGUUGUGAAAGCUAUUCAAAAUAAGAAAUAUUUUUGUAGCAAAUACUUGUGCAGGCUAGUGGCCAUCUACAUGAGUCAAAUAAGUACUAUGUUUAUCGUAAAAAAUCAUGGCCUUGAUAUUGAAGUGCAGACACCUAUGGGGUCUAAUUGAAGAGCAAAUCAAAAGCUGGGAAACUCAAGGAGAAGCCUAUUGAAGACAUUCGGAAUGAACCCAUGAUUGCACGGGCUAUCCACAUCACGUUUUAGAGAUUAGUUGGAAGCUUCUUGCUAGUCAAGCUUCAAGCAACUUCAGUCGGGCUAGAUGAACUUGACAAGCUCUUCUAGGCCCCAAGUAGCUAAUUAUUAUAUUCACAUAUGCAAAUUUGUCUGCUAUUAGGUUGUGGUCACUGUACUGCUCUGCAAUUUUCAAGGCAAUGGAGUUCUGUGAAUAUCCAUUUCAAGAAUGUCCUUGAUAAGAUGAACAUGGGGAGUUAGCAUUUUAUCCAAAUGUCGGGGCCAUUUUUUCUAUCUUUUGAGAGAGCUAAGGAGACAGCAUAAGGAUGCUGAAGAUAGGCAAUUCACUGCUAUUGUUGACUUCGAUGCAGUGAAUGUGCCGACCACAUAAAACACAAUCUUUGGCCUAUUUUUGUUGAACUUUUUUCGGGCGUUGGUUUCUGUGUAGUAUGUUACAGCCAAGUUCUCAAGAAGAAGACAUGUUAUUACUGUGAGAGGAGACUUGUGGUAGUCUAUAACUUGUCAUUUGAAAGCUUCAAGUAAUGUGUAUGAAGAAAUUCUACAACUAGACACUGAAAAGGAAAACAGUUUGGUGACUACAUAGCUAGUUGAUGAAAUCCUUGAUCGAAGAGGUAGUUGUAAGCAUAAUAUUUUGAUUAAGUAUAGCUUUCUACUUUGGGUUAUGUGAUGAAUUGGUUUCAGCCCUCCGCGACCGUAUUUAUUCACCUAGCCAGUUGAGGAGAUGUUGAUGUUAUCUUCCGCAAACUUGAAGUAUAUCUCAUCGCAAGGCCAAUUAAAUAGAAGACGAGGUCAGGAGCUACAAAACUUGCAUAGUCAAUUCAGGAAGAGGUGUUGAAGUUAAGCAGAGCUGGCUUUAUCAUGGAAAUGUAGUAUCCAGACUAUAUCACAAAUGCUGUCAUGGCA